UAUUCUGCCAACAACAAUUGGGAAAGUCACACGCGGAAAGAAGGAAAACGGAAUCUAGUGGAAAUUCAUAAGAUAUAUUUUUGCACUAUUUCCGUCUACGCGGAAAGAAUAUUCGUCACGCCAAAAAUAAAAGUUAACAAAAGUGCAUUAUUUAGUUACCGCCUGACAUUAAGAAACCGCUUUCCUUUUAAGCCGGAGUGGAACCGGCGUGAAGAACACAACUGUAUAUGCCGUAUUUAAAUAUGCACAUAUUACGUAGCAAAGAAGUCUGGGGUUAAAACAGUUGUGCAGAUUUGGAUGAAUAAAUCUUGUUUGGUUUUUAAAGGUAUUGAGACUGCUUAGCAAGACUUCUAGUUACAGCCCAAAAACAUUUUCAUGAGGGCGUACAUCCACACGUUCAGAAAAACGGCGGCAGCGAAAUAAAAAGCGGGACUUCAGUUGAUAUAUAUAUGUAUUGUUCUCGGAAAAGUGGUUUUCUGAAUAAAAGCAAAAUGGCCCCAGAGAAUAAGAAAAUUUUUUGAAGUUAAGGUAUUUAAAAAACGUUGCACUGAUUGCUGUCGUAAAACUACAGAGGACAAACCAAAAAGAGGCAUUAGGGAUUUUUAAUUUUCAAACUACUCAUAGUUAUAUUCUUAGCUAAAGUAUUCGUGGGCGGUGUACCUAAUAUAGGUCUAAAUAAUUUCAAAUGUAUAAACGUACGUUUGUUGCUUUAAAAUCUGAAAAAUUUCCGUCAUGAAAUUGUUUAGCUUUACAUAAAAUUAGUGCUGUUUUGAGAUUGAAAUGGUUGCAGGCAAUAUGAAAAUCAUAACACUUACAAAUGUAUCAACUGCUAAAACUCAACAUCACAAUAACAACGUUUUAACGACUACCUCCCCAAAUUCGAUAACGAAUACUACCAAAACUCAACAAGCAGCAAGUAAUGCAAAUAAGUCUCCAAAGAUGAGGUAUUAUAAAGGAAACAUCUACAACAAUGACAGCGUUAAGUCGCUGCAAACACCAAAACAUUGCGCUUCAAACAACAAAAAUGGUAAAAAAUCACAUUCACACAUGUUAUACAACAUUCCCACUACAUCAGUUUUAAGUAGCAAGAAAUAUUAUCAGCAACAUCACCGCUAUAAUCAACAGCAGCAAAAUAAUAAAGAUAUUAGAAACAAUAAUGCAUUAAAAAAUCAUGUGUUAGAAUUCGAUACAUCGAGUCCAGUAGAUAUACUUCCAUGUGUGCAAAACCAAAAGAUACCGAUUAUUGGUAGCAAUAAUUUAGUGAGUGUCGAAGAUUUGGUAAAUAAUAAUACUUCUAAAUUAGACGCUAACUCCAUUUAUAAACCAACAAAUAACGAUGCUAACUGCGCUGGUCUGAUCGUUGACAAUUCCAUUGCUCUUUCUUCGCAUAGAGCAAAAUCUGAGUUCAAACAACGUACGCCAUCAACAUCCCCAAAGAUUGCUGCGCCUAUAUUACUAGCUUCGAGCACAAUAACUGCCGCAAAUCCUUCCGGUCAACACAAUUGCCUAGGCGAAAACACAAGCAUCAAUCUUGAUUGUAACAGUUGUUGGACAAAUUUGGUGACUCCCCAGUGUUCUGAAUCUCAAACAUUGUUAUCCUGGCCUUGGGUGCACGUAAGUAGACGUAAAAGUGUUUCAGUUAGCUCCACCUCGUCGUACUCUUCGUCGACGUCGGUAUCAUCGACAGCAAGUAACUCUGAAUUGUUACAAAAUACCAACGUUAAAUACGCAAAUAACACAACCGAUAUUAUUCACACAAAGAAAAAGCCAUUUAGAAAAGGAAAUAUCAACAACAUCAGAGUUCCCAAAACAGAGAAGCGUCCAUCUCCACACAUAAAGGGGCCACACCAGCGCAGGACUUUUAACGUGUCGACAACGGCAAAUGAUCCACAAGACAUUAAGUGCUCCAUUGCUUCUUGUGCUGACAAUCAAAAAAAUUCGUAUUCCGCCGAAGACGCCAGUCCGAAAAAGACAGCAAUGGCAACUGUGUUGCCAUCGAGCACAGUUUCCUCCCCAACAGCAAUAACAACUACAGUUGAUCCUAAAGUAAAAACAACUAUUGCCGAAGAUGAUACAGAAAACUCAGAGGAGUCCAUAAGUACUGCCGAAACAUUAACAGUUACAACUCCUUUUUCAACAUCGGUAAAUGAAAUUAAUGCUAUUGGAGAAUUCCAAACUCCAUCGGUAUCGCCAGCAACGACAUCCACAUCAACUGUCACGUCUAAAACUUUAGAUAACACCUCUUCCACAGUUACUUUGGCGACGCCGCCUACUUCAUCGACAACAUCAACACAGGGGUCAACCUUUUCCAAUUCCUACUCAUUAGAUUUCCUGCACUCGGUAGGUGAGCAAAUGACAGGUGGCGCAAAUUUGUCACCGCAUUGUAAGAGUAAUACAAAUGAUAUGCGCACAACAGUAUUCAAUAGUCAAAAUCCAGUCGUGGUUUCGCCGGUGCGAAACGUAUACUAUCAAAAUUCUUUGCCGCAAAGACCGCAUAUAAUGCAUGAGCGAUAUGUACCAAAUAGUAGUGGAUUUGGAUUUAAUAGUAAUAGCAGUACGACUGGCGUUCAUACAAGAGACCAACGAGGGCAUCGUUUCCAGCAACAUCAUCACCAUCCACAGAGGCUGACAAUAGGCUCCUUUAUGCAGAAAGAACUUCUAAAUGAAGGCUUUAUUGGCAGCGGCAGCAGCAGCAGCAAUGGAAACAAUGGCAUCAAUGGAAGUGGGGACAGUGGGAGUGUCGAUGUUAAUAAUAACAAUGGUGAGCAUCGUAAUAAUCAGCGUCGUAACUACUACCCAUCCCACUAUCAACAACGCGUAUCCAAAGCUCAGCAUGAAUAUGCAUCGGUGCAAUCUUCGUAUAACAACGAAAUAGGAAACAAUGGAGUUUCACGUACAAGUCGGAACGGCAGUAGUACGCCCCUGCAACAAUCUAAGCAAUACAUGUAUCAGAAUCAUCAAAAUAACGUGGGUGCCACAUCGAAUUCCUAUCAAAAUCGUGGUGUUGUUGAGGAGACAGACAGUGGCGGUGGGAGUGGCAAUGUCAGCGGAGGUAACGAAAGUAAUGGAACUAACGAAACUAUAUCCAACAAUGUGCGGCUCUCCAAACAGUCGCAACAGAAAUUGUCGAGUGCCAAAAAAUCUAGUGGUAUAUCUAGCGCCACAUCUUCAUGCUCAUCGUCUUCGGCGUCUUCCAAUUCUUCGCAAGCAUCAACUACGUCUUACCGUCAACAAAAAGUAAAAUCAACUGCCCAAAUGAAUUUAGUCAUUGAGACGCUACCUAGGAAAAUGAAUUCAACUACACAUCGUCCCAAUCAUAGAUUGCAGCAGUUUGCUUAUCAUAGCCAACAACACAAUUCUCAGCAAUAUGCGUCGACAACGGGGGCGUUGCAGUCUGCAACUGUUCAGCAACCUCAUCAAAACAUCCAUAAUUUGACCUACGUAAAUACGGAAGCCCUCACAUCGCUUCCAAAUGUAGGCAUGAGCACAUCUGUCCCAUCGCGUAGCUGCAGUCCUUUGCCGCCGCCUCCACCUAGUACACCGGGUGCACAAUCACAAAAUAUCACGCCAUCAAUGGUACUUUCCUAUACUCCGAACCACUUUCAAUCUCCGCAUCACCAACAAAGUUUUGUGCAUGGUAGGUGCAUGUUUGCGCCCUUUGCCCUGAAUACGUCUUCUGCGCAUGCGGCAUCAUCCCAUGCAGCAUCUCCGCUUACAGUUGGAAAUAUGUUGUGUUACACGCAGUUGAACGAUUCUGGCACAUUAUGCGAUGCUAAUCAGCCAACGAUCAGUGUUCUCACAUCAAUAAAUAAUGAUUAUGAUGAUUCUGACUCCUCUUCAACGAACUCAGUCGCAUUUACACAGCGUCGGAAUAAUUAUCAACAUGUUAAAUCAGUGUCACUUUCAUCGUCGUCUUCGGCGUCCUCAACCUCUUCAUCAGCAGCACGAAAUUUCAAUGCAACGCAACAGCCAGUGGCUGUAGUUGCCGUGCCGCAUUUGCACAGUCCGGACCCAUCAGACUUUGCUUAUAGUACAAAUUUCCCUGCAUCAUCACAGCAUUACACAACACAACCCGCACCAUCUCCUCAACAACAACAGCAAUCACCAUUCAGGGGUAAUGGAAUUAUAUCAGCGUUUAAUGUACCAUUAAGUAAUGCCUAUACGGAUGAUGAUUUGAAUUCGAUUAAACAACAGCAACUGAAACAUCAACACCUGCAUCACCAACAACGGCAUUUCUACUUUGCAUCUGGAGAGCAUUUGAGUGCUGCUCCACCAUCGGCCCACACGGGAAAUGGCGGGUACUGGAGCCCUUUGCAGCACUCGAACUUUUUGUACCCUCAGCCUGCAAAUUUGAUGGCGUCUACUCCGUGCCUCACGCCCACGGCAACACUAUCACCAUGCUUAAGUGAUCACGACGACAAUUAUCAUCACCACCACCAUAUUCAUAAUCAACAACAGUUAAACAUCGUUACUCAAUCUGAGGUGUUGCCUCCAGUCAGCCAUUUAAAGCGCAGUUCAUCCACACAAAUGGGGCAUAGCGCCAUCAUAUCACAACAAACACAUCAACAUCACCGUCUUCCGCAGUCCACUGUCUCGCAAGGAGGUAGUACUGUAGCUUCCUUGCGCCAACGUAGUGGUGGGCGUAUUCAACUGCAGGGGCCGCAGCAUCUUCAAACUGCUGCUCCUCAACCGGCACCAACUUCUAUUUCGCAUGUAUAUCCGCAACAUAAUCUUCUCUAUGGUGGUCCGCAAACUCAUAUACGUUCCUUAACAAACACGUCGCAUGAGUUUUUCACGCACACCCCACCCGAUCGUUUUUUAGCAAGAGCACAUCUCAUAGAAGCCAAAGAAGCACCAAGCUCAUUAUUAAAUAACUCCAAAUGGGAUCAUCUGUCGCAAGGCGUCUGGAAUAAAUUUAUCAGUUCGCAGCAAACCGAGGAGACUUACAAACAGAAGAUGCACCUCUGGCGCUUUCUGUAUAUUAUUAUCAAGAACGCUUAUCCACGUUUCGGUCUAUAUCUGGUGGGCUCAACAAUUUCAGGAUUUGGUGCCGAUACUUCGGAUGUUGAUAUGUGUUUGGUAUCACGAAGUGCGUCCAGCGUCGAACCCCGCAUAGAGGCAUUGUAUAAUCUAACAGUUCUACGAGAUUAUUUGAGCAAAUCAGCUGAGUUCGAAAAUUUCAAUCUGAUUGAAGCAAAAGUGCCAAUAUUACGCUUUAGACACCGCAUUCAUCAACUGGAAGUGGAUUUAAAUUUCAACAACUGUGUUGGUAUCAAAAAUACACAUCUACUGUAUUGCUAUUCGCAGCUUGAUUGGCGUUUACGUCCUAUGGUGUUAGUUACAAAACUGUGGGCGCAAUAUCACAACAUUAACAAUGCCAAAAAUAUGACUAUAUCCAGCUAUUCUUUGGUUCUUAUGGUAAUACACUUUUUGCAGUACGCUGUCAGUCCAGCAGUGCUCCCGUGCUUGCAUGAGUUGUUCCCCGAUAAGUUUCACUUGUUGCGAUCAAAUGACUUUGGGCACGUGGACAUGGGCGAAUCGAUUGGUCCCUUUGAGUCGAAAAACACGCAAACUAUCGGAGAACUAUUUUUGUAUUUUCUGGAGUACUACAGUUGUUUCGAGUACUCACAAUAUGCCAUUUCAAUUCGUACCGGUGGUCUCCUGCCUAUCAAUGUAUGCCGUUUGGCGAAGUCAUCGAAAAACGAUAUCCACCAUUGGAAGGAGCUGUGCAUUGAAGAACCUUUUGAUUUAACAAAUACAGCGAGAUCGGUGUAUGAUUUCGAAACUUUUGAACGUGUCAAAGCAGUAUUUGUGGCUUCCUGGCGAAUAUUACAACAAACUCUUGAUCUAAAUUCUAUUUUUUCACCAAUUAUCAUACCAAUAUCCGGCAGUGUUGUUUCCACGUUAAAUCGCACUGGUUUACAAUAUGAUGACUCCUGUGAUAGAACGUCGUCAGAGACUGCAACAAGAGAAAACAGCACUAUCCAUGCCACUGUAAAUGGGCCCAAUAUGCUCUUACGCCAAGAUACUACUACUACUCACGUGUCUCCCGCUGUUACGUUUAUUUCUUUACCGAAAGACUCGAGUAUGCACGUUAUGAAAGAAGUGAUGCACAACAACACAAACGGGGAUGAUAAGACUGCUGCUGGAUCAUUGUCAGAACAUUGUCUUGAGAUUGAAAACGAUGUAUCAACAAAACCGUUCGCUACUGGUAUUGCAUCAUAAUAAUCUAACGUACGAGAGAUAUUCGCUUUCCAUGUCUUCACGUAUGUAAGUUUAAUUAUCGAGCAGCAUCGUACAAAAACAAUUCGUCUAGUCAAUCCAAAGUCUUGGUAAAAUAUUAUCCCAAUUGGGAGUUCAUUCCAAAAGACUGAUUAGCUUAGUAUAUUAAAAAUAGGUUUAUUUUUUCACUUUUAAUGUUUCGAUCGGUUUUACUGGUUAUACGAUAGUAAUGCAAAGUAAGGCAAAACUUUAUUUAUUUUUAUGAUUAGGGGAAAACUGCAAACUAUAUCAGUAUUUAAUACUAAAAAAAAAUUCCAUGCGCCGUGAAUGCUAAAUUAAAUUAUCCCAUUUCUGAAUAAUGUGAAAACGCAUAUAAAAAAACUGUUAGUGUUGUUGGAGUAAAUUCUAAAACUGUAGUUCGUACAUGAUAAAUUAUACAGUAACAUUUUUCUCAAUUUGUUUUUAAAUAUUUUAUGUGAACAAGUUAUUUUAUAGUUUGAUGCAUCUGCGUUUUGUUCACUUUAAAGUCACGUCUUAGAGUUGUCACUGACAAUGGCAUAACACGUAAAUAUGUGUGUGUGUGAUUUUGUAAUUACCUGAGUAUAUUAUAAUGUACAUAUAUAUAUAUGUGUGUGACUAUUUUAUGUAUUUAUCAGAGACCCGCAAAUAACAAAAAAUUGGAAGUACAAUUGUAGUUAUUCAAUACUAGUUUUUUCAAUAACUACUCUACUUAAAUAGUUCCAAGGUUAAUUUGAUAGAAUUUAAAAUAUUCGAAAAGGUCGAUUUAUAAAUGUAUGCCGAUGUAUGCCGUUGCAUUUCAAACAAAAAGUUAGAUUAAAUAGAAGAUCAAUUCGAAACGGAAAAUAACUACAAAUUAGUUACAUAAAAAUCAAAAAAAUCUUAAAAAGCAAUUUGCGGCAUUGAUAAAUUGCGCGAUUAUUUUCGGACUCUGGUAUUUAUAUAUAUGUGGGUGAUAUGUCUUUAAGCAGGUGUCUGAAUAUGACUAUAUUCUUCUAUUAUUCCUAUUUUAUGUAUCGAUAAAAUUCCCAUAUGCCAGCAAGUUGAGAGCACCGAGCACCGCCGCUUUCAAUCUUUCUGAUAUGACUGCGGAGUCGCAGUUGAAAUAAAAGUCGGUAUUGUACUGGCUGUUCCCUUUCAUGUACGCGUAAGAAGUACGAAGUUUUCAUAUCCAAACUUAAGUUAGUUACGUUUUUCUCUUCGCGCAAAAUUUGUAAUUGUAUGUUAAUUGUGUAUAUUUCGGGAAACAGUUCCCUGUGCCCAGUACAUAGCAACAUUGGGCACUUUAAUGAUUGACAUUUAGUAUAUAACUCCUACAAAAUUUUGAAUGUAGAAUAUUGUAAAUAUGCCACUAAAAUUGGGAUCUUUUUGCAUAAUAUAGGAGUUUGUUUCAUUUUUAGUGAGCUCAAAUAAUUCUGAAGGAAUUAAAUUCAUUGAAAAACUGACCCGGUGUUGAAGUUUCUUAUUUGGCUUAAGACUCGUUUUUUCCAAAAGAGAGCUUUUUGGGACUUCAACCUUAGUUGACGGAGUAUUUCCAAGAGAUAUUUCUAUCUGACAAUUUAGGUUUCGAAGAAAUUGAGGGCAAAUGCUCAGUUGCCUCAUAUAGGGGAUUUUUUUUUGUAAUCGUCACUGGAUAAAUCCUUACCAUCUUCCCCUUGACAUUCCAUUAAAAGAUUCUCUAUUUCAACAUCUGGUAACGAUUUUGAUGCCGUAUUUAAUGUUAGUUGCCAAAUCAGUCAACUGGAAAAUCUGUUUCCCAACGUUCUUUGUCACACUUCUGCAUCCAACAAUAAAUUCAUAAAAUUUGCAAUUUUUCACUCACUCCCAAAGAAAACAGGUAAAUAAAUAUGCUUACCUAACCACAUAUCUUUACAACAAUGAGAUUCACAAAAUUUUAAUUAUAAAUAUCGACUUUUUUUUUGCACUAAAAUUAAUAUCAACCACUUUUGUAAAAUCAGCCUUAGACAGAAUGAUUUGCGCUCAUUUUUCUUACAAUCCAAGGGCAACUACGUAAUACAAAACUUGGCAUCAGAAAUGUUUUUUGAAGUGAAACUUCGUAGGCGUCGAUGGAGGAGCGAAAAUGGACGAGAAGGUCAUGCAACGUUUUGGGCAUUCUCGUUCCGCGGGAGAGAAAAAAGAUAUAACGUAGAGGAAAAGGAGAGAGAGAGA
This is a messenger RNA of Anastrepha ludens (Mexican fruit fly), 8409 nucleotides long. RefSeq names its product poly(A) RNA polymerase gld-2 homolog B. Gene Ontology annotation, molecular function: poly(A) RNA polymerase activity. The transcript has 10 exons. Gene Ontology annotation, cellular component: cytosol. Bases 781 to 6225 code for a protein of 1814 amino acids. Lineage: Eukaryota; Metazoa; Arthropoda; Insecta; Diptera; Tephritidae. The record is from RefSeq and is a predicted model, not a curated record.